Molecule: messenger RNA, 627 nt
Organism: Hibiscus syriacus
Lineage: Eukaryota; Viridiplantae; Streptophyta; Magnoliopsida; Malvales; Malvaceae
Product: uclacyanin-3-like
Exons: 2
Coding region: 46-627 (193 amino acids)
Cellular component (GO): plasma membrane
Molecular function (GO): electron transfer activity
Source: RefSeq, a predicted model, not a curated record
UGUCUUUGUUCCUUCUCCAAGUAAUUAGGCUUUGAACUUUAAAACAUGGGUUUAGCAGCAGCUCUCCUCCUCCUCCUCCUGGCGGCUCCGGCAGCUCUUGCCGUGCAAUAUAUCAUCGGAGACAGCGCCGGUUGGACCUCCGGCGGAGAUUACGAUAGUUGGGUUCAGGGGAAAACAUUCACCGUUGGAGAUACACUUCUGUUCAACUACGAUGGCACCCACUCGGUGGAUGAAGUAUCCAAAAACGACUACGACAAUUGCAACUCCGGCAAUGCUUUGAGAACUCACAACGAUGGAAGGACGGUCAUCACACUUUCAAAUCCGGGAUCGAUGUAUUUUAUAUGCCCGACCAUAGGACAUUGUGCUGGCGGCAUGAAGCUUGCAGUCGAUGUUGUAGCAGCCGGUGGCAGCUCACCGUCUACCCCAUCAACUCCAUCUGAUUCACCUACUACUCCCGGAACAACACCGAGUGGCUCGACACCAUCGCCUCGGCCUAGCGGAGCUCCUAGCAUCAUGACUAUGGUUUCUUGUUGGAUUAUUGGCUUAUUUACUUGUGUUUUUUAUUCAAUCAGUGUGAAUUUAUUUUAUUUUUCCUUUUAUGAACAGAAGAUGAUUUAUUUCUUAUAA